AUGUAUAUUUCCCUCGACAAACGCGACUUCUCAAGCAGCAACGGUGGGAUCACUCUCAGCACCACCGGCAUCAUCAGCAUCUGCAUCAUCGUCGUCCUCGUCAUCACAGCGAUAGGUUCUCUCUGUCUAGCUGAUGCACGGACGAGAGGACAGCGCAAACUGAACCUCCAGCAACGAAGACAGGGUCCUCGUCGUUCCGCUCAACCUUCGGACAGGAAUUCUCACAGCCUCGCCAACAGCCCAGUCAAAUCUCCUCCUCGGGCACAUGUGCUCGACAAGGGCUACGCGCCUUGGAAUUCGGAGCCACCUCCAGCUUAUCAAGCAUGA
Messenger RNA from Fonsecaea nubica, 327 nucleotides. RefSeq lists its product as hypothetical. Lineage: Eukaryota; Fungi; Ascomycota; Eurotiomycetes; Chaetothyriales; Herpotrichiellaceae. Bases 1 to 327 code for a protein of 108 amino acids. The record is from RefSeq and is a predicted model, not a curated record. The transcript has a single exon.